GGCUGCGCCGCGCGCCGCGGAUGGCGGGGGGCGGUAGCCGGGCUGGGGCGCUGCGUCCCCGGGAACCCCGCCGGCCGCAGGGCGGCCCGGCGCAACCCGCUCCGGCGGCGGUUCGGGGUCACCCGGCGGCGCUAGGCCUCGUCACCCUCCUGAGCUUCGCCUCCCGGUUCCACCGCCUGCCGGAGCCGCCGCACGUCUGUUGGGAUGAAACUCAUUUUGGGAAGAUGGGAAGUUACUACAUUAAUAGGACCUUCUUCUUUGAUGUCCACCCCCCUUUGGGGAAGAUGCUGAUUGGACUUGCUGGCUACCUUAGUGGAUAUGAUGGUACAUUUCCUUUCCAAAAGCCUGGGGACAGAUAUGAACAGCACAACUAUGUGGGAAUGAGAGGGUUCUGUGCAUUCCUUGGCUCCUGCCUGGUUCCUUUUGCCUACCUUACAGUGUUGGAACUGUCAAAAUCGCUACCAGCAGCUUUACUCACAGCUUUCAUCCUUAUUUUUGAUACAGGCUGUAUUACUUUGUCCAAAUAUAUUCUGCUGGACCCCAUUCUAAUGUUCUUCCUCAUGGGAGCUGUUCUGAGUAUGGUGAAAUGUAACAGCUGUGCAGACAGGCCAUUUUCUGCCUCCUGGUGGCUCUGGCUGAGUCUGACUGGCAUGAACCUUGCUGGAGCAAUGGGGGUAAAAUUUGUUGGCCUUUUCAUAGUCCUCUUGGUUGGCCUGAACACAGUCUGUGACCUAUGGGGCUUGCUGGGGGACCUCAGCUUGUCACUGGUCAUGUUUGGGAAGCAUUUACUGGCUCGCGUACUCUGCCUCAUCCUGCUCCCGCUUGCCCUCUACACGGCUAUGUUUGCUGUUCAUUUUACAGUAUUAAAUAAAAGUGGUCCUGGGGAUGGUUUCUUCAGUUCAGCAUUUCAGUCUCAGCUGAUUGGGAACAAUCUUCAUAAUGUCUCCAUUCCAGAGUACUUGGCAUACGGGUCUGUGGUCACAAUGAAGAACCUUCGGAUGGCAGGGGGAUACCUUCACUCCCACUGGCACCUGUACCCGGAGGGCAUAGGGGCUCGCCAGCAGCAGGUCACUGCCUACCUACAUAAAGAUUUGAAUAACCUGUGGAUUAUAAAGAAACAUAAUUCAGAUACAGCAGAUCUGUCAGACCCCUCGAGCCCUGUGGAGUUUGUGAGACACGGAGAUAUUAUUCGUCUGGAGCAUAAAGAAACUUCUAGAAAUCUUCACAGUCACCAGCAUGAGGCUCCCCUGACAAGGAAGCAUUUUCAGGUCACUGGCUAUGGAAUAAAUGGAACAGGAGACUCCAAUGAUUUCUGGCGGAUUGAAGUGGUGGGCAGAAAGACUGGGAAGCUCAUCAAGGUUCUACGGAGUCAGGUCCGACUAACCCACGUGGCCACAGGGUGCAUAUUGGGCUCUUCUGGAAAGACUCUACCAAAAUGGGGCUGGGAACAAGUAGAAGUCACCUGCACACCAUAUCUGAAGGAGAGUCCCAAUUCCCUCUGGAACUUUGAAGAUCAUAUCAACCCUAAAUUGCCCAAUAUCAGCCUGGAUGUUUUGAAGCCCUCUUUUGCAGAAAUUCUGCUAGAAUCUCACAUGGUUAUGAUCCGGGGAAACAGUGGUCUCAAACCAAAGGACAAUGAGGUUACAUCCAAACCUUGGCACUGGCCCAUCAACUACCAGGGCCUGCGUUUUUCUGGUGUCAAUGAGACUGAUUAUCGGGUUUAUUUGCUGGGAAACCCGGUGAUUUGGUGGCUAAAUCUGGUCACUAUUGGGUUAUAUCUUCUGAUAGCAGUUUCCACUGCAGUGGUCCUGAAGAGAGGUGUCCAGCUGACAUCUGAACUAAAAGAGCUGUCCAGAGUCGUGCUGUGUGGUGGAGGGCAGAUCAUGCUGGGCUGGCUCCUUCAUUACCUCCCUUUUUUUAUGAUGGGCCGCGUUCUCUACUUUCACCACUACUUUCCUGCCAUGCUUUUUUCCAGCAUGUUGACAGGAAUCACCUGGGACACACUACUGAAGUUCUGUGCUGGGUACUUGUCACCCAGCACUACAGCUAGAAGAGUAUAUGAAGGGGGUUUCCUGGCAUUGGUUCUGCUCAUUGUGUACAGCUUCUACCUCUUCCAUCCUCUGUCCUACGGGAUGGUAGGACCCAUGGCCUCCGACCCUAGCAGCCCCAUGGCAGGGCUCCGGUGGAUGGACUCCUGGGAGUUCUAGAGCCAGCAAAGGGAUCCUGGGAAGAGCGGAUGAGAAACCUGAGAUCUGCUGCAUGUCAGGUUGAUUCUGAUGCAUUGGAGACAUGUGGCUGUAAAAUGCCCUCUCUGGAGAACCCUGGGUAUAAUAGCCCUAUUGCUUUGGCAUUUGUUUGCACUGCCUGCGUUGGAAGAUGCGUUGGAAGAGGAUGACCCUGAGAAGGUCCCUUUAAAUAAAAGACUCAUGUCAUGAAUUCUUAGGCUAUACUCCUGGACAAGUAGCUGCUUAAAUAUCAAGUCUUUUAAGCAAUAUAUGUCAGUGAAACAGCAGUGGUAUUCCAGCAGUCAGACCAAGUUGGAGGCUGUAUGUAAGCUGCAGGUUCACGUGUGUGUGUGUUUGUGUGUCUUCCUUCUGGUAAUCUAAGCAUCAUUGCAGUUUGAGAGCCAGACGGUGUCUGAGACAUUAGGACUUUUACCAUGAUUAACCACCUUUCUUAUGGUGAGGUUUUUGAAAGCAUCCUGUGAGUAUCUGGGAACCUCCAUUCUACCCUGCCCUUGGCUGUCUGUGUGUGUUUGUUCUCACUCUGAAUGUUUAGACUUUGACUGAAAGGGGUCUGCUUGAAAUCUCCUGAGCCACCGUGCCUUGCCUGUUUCUCAGGCCUUCUGCAGAUAGAGGAGAUGGAGAUCGUUUAUCCCUGUAUACUGCCUUGCUUUCCGGUCACCUGUAAGCAUUUGUGACUAUUGCCUAGCAGGCCUGCACUCAGAGCCAGAUUUUUCCAGCUUAGUGUUUUGUGGCUUCUUUGUAGUUCUGUCUGAAACUGCUAAGGAGGUAGAAUGAAAAUAGCAGGCAAUUGUAUGCUGUGAGGACCAGCUUCUUGGGGUGUACUAGAGACUGAAAUGAUAGCUUGGGAAUUUUACAGACAGCUGUCAUUCUUGCUUUGAUCCCUGCUAUUCCAGUGCCUGUACCUGUGCUUUUAGGGGAAGGUUUGAUCUUAAUGAAUGUGACACCUGCAAAACUGGCUGUCAGUGCCACGAUAUCUGCGGACUAUGUUCCAGCAAGUUCCCUCUUGUAGGUGACUGGCCAUCAAGUUACUGCAUUGAAGAAAAUGUGUGGCUGGGCAAAAAUUCUUUGUCUGCUAAGAGUCAAGAGCCACUGGAUGAUGAAUCCACCCCUUCCAAGCAAAUGGAAUACUAUUUAUCAGUAUUUCUUUCUCCUGUGUUAGGUCUGUUUUUAUAAAAGUUCCUUUUAUUCUAUGUUCUACUCUUCACGGAAUUUCAGUUUCUUGUCACAGUUGAAGGUUGCUACCUUGUAGCAUCCAACACCAAUGACACUUCCUGUCUCAAGUAGUACUAUUUGCAAAACUCUUUUGUGUAUGUUUCAAGAAAAUCAAGCUUUUUCAUUUCAGAGUUCUUGCUCUGCUUCUCGGCCUUGCAUCAAAAUUACAGGUACAGGGAGAGCAGCAGUUGAGUGUGUCCUUUCUCUUACCAAACAUGAAUUGUGCUUUCUCUUACCAAACCUUGAAUUCUAAUGUAUUUCCUACAACACAGAAGAGCUGUGUUAGCAUAAUUGUUCUGUAGGGGGAACUGAGGCUCUAGUCAGACUCGCUUUCGUUCGUCUUUAGUAGAGGUCCAUAGCAUUGUUCAGUGAGACAGCUGCUUGCUGUUGUAAGGCUCUGGCUUGGUGUGUCACAUCUCUCUCUAGAAGCUGACUCCUGUAGACACUGACUCAGGUGGUAUGGACCUAUGCUUUUGAUUCUAAAGGUUUUGAGUUUACUACAUGCUGGUAAUACAUGAUGGGAAGUCAUUGCACUAAUUAGCUGCUGGGUUUGAUGAUGCUUUUCCACUUGCUAUUGCAGAAUGUCCUCCACCUGCAUGAACCAGGGGUUCACAGAGGUGAUAAAUAGGCAAGAAGGAUGAGGGAGAAGGCUGCAAAGGUCUUCAGGUUCUGCUUGAUUUGACAGCAGCUGCAAAUUGUUAACUGUUGGCAACAUGGCAGGCAGACAGUGCAGUGCUGCCUUUAAGGUAGCAGUGUGAUUCAGCAUCUUUUGCCAUUGUUGAGAAUGUCUGCUUAAUACCUUGCUAUUCUGAGUAUGAGCUUUCCCUAAGGUAGUCCAUCGCCAUGGGGAGGAUUUGCCAGAAGAGCUGAUAAAAGCCAUUAUUUAAAGCAUAGGGUUCUUCUCAGUACAUACAAUCACACACUUACCCUUAACACUAAUAACUAAGAAUAUUAAGAAACUUGUGAGUGCAUUGGAGUGACAGUUUCUAACACUCUUUAUUUAUCAAAUUAAAUCUGUGGGAAAGUAAAGAUCAACUCAGCAACCUAGGUUACUUCAGUUAUUAUGAAGGGGUCAGAUUUGUAGGAGCUGCCUGAGGAAGAUGAGCCAGGGGCUUCCUUGGCCAAGGUCCCUCUGUCCUUUGUUGUUAAUAAUCUUCUGGGUUGGGAUUGGCCAGCUGAAGGUUGCAAAUGUCAUGCUCCCAUCCCACCUUCCUGUGCACAAGCCCAGCUUCUGUUUCAAUACAGACAAAGGUUUAUUUUUCGUUUAGGACCACCAUUUCAGAAAUUCUCUGAGAGCAUUUGAAUGGCAUUGAGACGAAUCUGUUUCUUAGGCUUUGUGUGCUGGUAAUGGGAUGGAGGUGUACUGUGAAAAAAAUCUAGCUAUUCCACAAGAGAGAGCAACCUCCAGCACAAUAUUUUUAUUUUUUUUUUUUUAAUCUGGAGUUAAGAAUAUUAAAAGGUCUACAUUUGAAGACUGGGGGCAGACAUUUCCUCUGCACCCUCUGGACUCCCAAGAGUUGGGUUUUCAAGUAAGUGUCAAUUGAUGUUGCUCUGGUUUUUUUGGGUUUUUUUUCCAGGAGAAAAAUACUGAAAAAAAUAUUUUAGUUAGAAUUUGACCUUCAAUAUUUGUUUAUGAAACCAAAAUCUGUCAGGCUAUAGCUGGAACAUAAAGUAAUCAGUAUUUUGUGAGGUCAAUAGAAUAAUUGGGAUUCCCUUACUGACUCUGGCUUAAACAUUCUGAGUGGCGCAAAUGUGAGCCAAUGGGUGCAGGGCACUCUGCUUUUUGAAUGGAAUUUUGGCUGCUUCAGUUCAGUUUUUCCACUUGUGCUUGUAGAAUUAGUUCAGGUUCGUUUUGAGGACCGCUUAUUAGUCCUCUUCCCCAGUCCUGUGGAAAAUAUCUAAUGGCACUUUCUGAGGCCAGAAGAUGCUUUUCUCUGGAGCAGCUGCUCUCUUUGAACUUUGCUUGACAGAGCUCAUUUUAUCAGUGGCAAAGUAUUUCAUCAAACUGUAUGAUUCAAAACACAAAAAGCUGCAGGCUGCCACGUUAGCUGCUUCAAAUUCUUUCUUAUGCAUAAACUCUGUUUUCACCUCUUCAGGUUUUUUGAGGCUAGGUAGAAGGCCUCCAGGCUCUUAUAGCUUCAUCCUAGACCAUCCAUCCAUCUUAAAAGGUUUCUGUUAAGUCACUUCAGGACAUACUUAUUCAGGCAGCAGGGACUGGCCUGUUUGCAGAACUGAGACACAGAUGUGACUGUGAGGAAGAUUUGAAUGGAGACUCCUGUGCUAAGGUUGCCUUUGGUCCAGGUGGAGGACUUUCGUGUCGUGCACUGCUUACCUGCGGGCUGAGGAGCCACCUUUAUUCUCUCACCUGUAGAGAGUUUUCUUUUUGCAUCUUGAUUGGAAGGGCUUAUUGAUUCACAAAGGACAUUGACAGGAUCUACCUUUUUGAAUAUCCCUCCUUCUUCUGCUUCUUCAGGUGUUCCCAAAGUACAGGACAUGUCUGCUUCUUAUCCAUUUCUUAUGGGUGCCUGAUUAGGGGGUAGGACAGGCCACCUCGCCUGAGUGGAUGAAUACCUGUCACAUGCACUGAGAGCAAAACCAUAACCUUGUUAUGGAAAGGUUAACAAAUGUGUUAUUUGACAAGUCACUCCUGUCUGUCCUGGAUCCCUCUGAGAAUCAUUUUCAACAUGGAAAAACAGGCAUUUACCUGAAAAUCUUCAUUGCCACGUUUAACAGUUUCCCUUCCAGAGGCUGUGCCUGUGUGGUUUUCCUUCUGGGUGGGCACUCUGUGCACCAGUACCGUUUUAACACUGUUUCCUCCACUCAGGAUGCUGCUGGCAAUGUGAAAAACUCCUUAGCGGUGCCCUGUGCCUCUGCCAGCUGAGGAAUAUAGGUAAGAUUUUUUUCCCCUUUAUAGCAAGUGACCCCACACACUGGCAAGCAUGUGUCAUGAAAGCAAAAAUGUGUGGACUGUUAGAACAUCAUAAGGCUCUUUCCUGCUGGGCGAGGAAGGCUGAGGAUAAGAACACCACCUCCAUAGCUCUCUUCAGGGUGCUGUGGGCUGCAGGCAGUCAGGACUGAAAACUGGCUCUGUCUUCUUUAAAGUACUGAGACCUUGGUUGCGUGAUUGGUUGUGAGUUGAUUUACUUUUUAAAAUCCUUUAUGCUCUUUACUUGAAUGUCAAGGGCUAUGAUUGUCACAAAUAAUAUCUGAGAUAGGAGACAUACUAGCAUAGAAAACACUCUUGCUGAGUUUGUAAUUGGUCCUAAAACUUUGCCAAGUGAGUUUGUGUUUUACAAGAGGCACUGGAGAACUUGCCUUUGAUUGCGCAAGAGUUUUGGAGCAGCAGUGAGAGAGGCUCUUUUGUAAUUCUGUUCUAUAUGCUGAACCUUUCUUACUAAUGCUGUGUGUGCGUGUGCAUGCAUGUGCGUCUGUCCAUGCACUGAAUGUCUUCUAACUAAGGUGUAAUUUCUGCACCAUACAGUGUAGAUGGGAGAAUAUUCCCUUGCGCUAAAAAUGUAUUUUGUACACAAGAUCAUGAAAAAAGAGGUAGAAUUUGGAAUUUAAUUUUGUAAUAAAUAUCUGUUCUUUCAAGCAUUUUAUUUGUGUCUAAAUGGUGGGGUGUUUUUUUUCCCCUUUCCUCUCUCCCUCACAUGCACACUUGAAGUAGCAACAUGAACUUUAAACGGGCCGAUUGGAGGAUUUGAUCUCAGGCAACGGUGAUUUACAUCAGCUUUUAGCACACAAAUGUUGCUGAACUGCAGUUCUAGGAGGGCAGGUUUUACUGCAGUCCAAGCGAUGUGCUGAUAAGCACAGCGGGAAUUGAAACAGGUACAUUUGGAUAAGAAUAAAGUCUGUUGAAACACGUUUAAAGAUGUGUUAAAUUGUAAAUACGUAUAAUACAUCAGAUUUAAUGGGUAUAUUCAUCAAGCUUCUGGUAGAUUGCUUAUGAACACUUCGUUUGACAGAUGGAGCACUUUGUUCAGGCACCCAACAUUUUUCUGUAAGUCAUAUAAUAAAACUGGAAUGCUGUAAAUCAGAAUCUGGCUCUGCUUCAGGCGGUAGUGGUAGGGCAGCGUACACUUCUGAGUUCAAUAUGAUAAAGUAUUGCCAUCCUUGGGGUGGAAUUGUUACUAGAUGGGGAAAAACAAAAUUCAGCCUUCUUGUCUGGGGCUACACGUUGCUGCCCAGAUCAGAGCCAAUGUCUGUUUAGACAUGUUCGGAGGGCUGCUAAAGCCAGGACAGCUAGAAGCUGGUCUGUGGCCUGUGUGAGGUGAUACAGCAGGCCCAUAGAUGUAGAUGAAAAGCCUAGUGACAUCUUGUAUUGCUUCAGAAUGUACAGGUUGGUCUUUGGAUAUAUUUGAUCAAGGCUGUCCUUCUGGAAGGAAGGACUGCUCAUAUAGAAGUGUGCUAGAGUGCAAGGAGACAACUAUAAGGAAAAGGCUUGAAGCAUUGUUCAGAAAAUGCUGACAAUAUCUGAAAUAAAACUUAGCUUCUCACUGUCCUCAAAAGGAAGAAUAGCUUCUUUCUGCAGGUAAGUGAUCUCACAUGGGUGGGCACUGGUGACUGUUUCCAUUUUGCAUUUGUUUUGCAUCUGUGAGGUUUCUAGGCUUCUAAAUUCCAACGGUUGUCUCAUUAUAUGAUCCUCAACAAGAAUAAGGCUUUUUUUAUAACCUAGUGUUUGAAUGUAGAGUUUGUGAUCUGUCUUCAAGCUGCUGGUUGAUCUUUUUGCUAACCGAAGAGCAAGUUGCUUUCUUCAGCCUUCAAGUCUCCUGUGCCUC
Cuculus canorus (common cuckoo) is the source of this 8236-nucleotide messenger RNA. RefSeq names its product protein O-mannosyltransferase 2 (gene POMT2). NCBI's taxonomy places the organism in Eukaryota, Metazoa, Chordata, Aves, Cuculiformes, Cuculidae. Gene Ontology annotation, cellular component: membrane. The transcript has 21 exons. The record is from RefSeq and is a predicted model, not a curated record. Gene Ontology annotation, biological process: protein O-linked glycosylation. The coding region runs from base 21 to 2207 and encodes 728 amino acids. Gene Ontology annotation, molecular function: mannosyltransferase activity.